AUGUCGAGAUCACGCUCUUCGCCUGUAGCAGGCUCGUCCCGCUCUCCAUCACCCGAGCCCGUCCCAGCCUCGUCCUACCGCAUCGAACGAUUCGACCCUACUUCUGCCAUCCCGUCCGACUUAAUGGUCACCUCGCGAUCCAAACGAUCCACAGCAGGUAACCGACUCAAAGCUUUACUCGACCAAGAGCUUGAAAAGGAUGACGUCUUCGCCGAGGUCGAAAACGACAUCGAUUUUGAGGCCAAUGAGAACGAAGCCGUCGAUAUCGUCGAUAGCGAUUUCGAUCGCGAGUCGGAUGACGAUGCCAAGGCGGCGGAAGACGAAAGUGAAGGCGAGAGGGAGAUCGAAGCGCAAGAGAAGGCCGACAAGCAAAGGAGAAGAGCACAGGCGAGAAACGUCGGCAUCAUCAAGCGCCCGGCACCGAUCGCACCAAAGACAAGAAGACCGGCACCAACAGCAGAGGCGACCCAAGAAGCGAAACGAAGGCGCAUCAGCUUUGCGCCAGACCAACCAUCUUCGUCCACAUCCAGUCUAGACCCUGGACGCAGAAGAACAUCUGCACGCUCGUUCACUGUACAGUCGAAACGAGAGGUAGAGUCGAGGUUGGAAGAAGCGUCUCAGAGGAGAGCAGCUCAGCCGGUCAAGCAGGUGGUGAGGAAGAAGGCGAGUUUGACCCAGGAUGCAUUGAUUGCAGAGGCGCUCGAGGUGGAAGAGGAAAACAGGGAGAGCUUGAGAAGGUUCUUGGAGCAGGAAGAGGAGAGGCGGGCGAAGCAGAGGCAGAGGAAGGAGAGGAUAACGGGUCCAUUUGUGAGGUGGGUGAGCGUCGGAUUGAAGACUAGGGUUGUAGAGGAGAUCGGUGCGGAUGGCAAGAAGGAGCAUGCGCAUGUGUCUGCAUCGGACAAUGCCAACGCUUCCCCGGCGGCUGAUGUCGAUGCAGAUAAGGCAAUGCCCGUGCAAAAUGCGCAGCAGACGAGUGCGAAGGACAGUGCAGAAGAGAUAGUCACGCAGCCAUCAACCGCGACUCCUGCACAAGUACCAACAGAAAACGCCGCGGCCAUUACCACUUCGUCUGUCAACGGCGGUCAGAGCACAGGCUUGCUACCAGCAGCAGCCAAUGGUCAAGCCUCAGCCGAUAUUCCUUCCCAAUCCGGUUCGCCUUCUUCUCCCCUUCCAACCACCGCAACAUCGCCGCAGCACGGUCCCGUCAAGCCAGCCGAAACUCAACCCUCCACUUCCACCCCAUCAGCAUCGGCAGUCGCCUCCAACGCAUCUCUCACCCUGGACCCCGUCAUCGCCGCACGACAGGAAGCAUCCCUCCUCCGCGCCUCUUCCACCAGCACCACCGCUGCCACUCCCGCCGACCCUUCCUCCUGCUCCUCUUCUUCUCGAUACGAGCUUCAAUCGCGCACGCUGCUGUCCAUCGAACGCCUUCCCGAAGACUGGGAGUGGCUCGACGAGUACAACACCCUCUUCGGCUCCCACUGCUCCUGGGAUUCCUACCCCUUCGUACCCUCGCGCAAUCGACCGCUCAAACCUCGUCAGUCCAUCUGCCCCAUCACCGGUCUUCCCGCUAUCUACAAGGAUCCCCGAACCGGUAUCGCUUAUGGUAGCAAGGAAGCGUACGCAGUGAUUACGAAGUUGUUGGAGGGAAGAUGGAGGUGGACGGGAGGACAUUAUCAAGAUCAUCACGCGGAGACAAAGAAGAAGGUCAAGGGACAGAAAGGUGGUGGUAUGGUCGGAGUGGGUGCCGUUCCCCCGGAAAUGGGGAUAUAUGGCGACGAUGAAGACGAAGCCGGAGCGGCGAAUGUUUGGUCUACAGCUCGAGAACGUCAACCCGCGAUCAAGCUCUCCAAAUCCAUCCCGGAGAAACGCAAACCUGAUCAAACCCCAAAACCGUCAACUCCGUCCCAAACUCAGACCCGACCAUCUCCAACACCACCUCCAAAAAAUCGCUCAAAACCAGGCUUCGACGUCGUACUCACAAACGCCAUCGCCCCCGGCGACGAAAAAUCCGUCCUCGCCGCCGCUCUCUCCCUCCCCGCCGGCUCCACUAGAUCAGGUCGUCGUGUUCAACGCUCUUAA
Molecule: messenger RNA, 2082 nt
Organism: Pseudozyma hubeiensis SY62
Lineage: Eukaryota; Fungi; Basidiomycota; Ustilaginomycetes; Ustilaginales; Ustilaginaceae
Exons: 1
Coding region: 1-2082 (693 amino acids)
Biological process (GO): regulation of DNA-templated transcription; chromatin remodeling
Cellular component (GO): nucleus
Molecular function (GO): ATP-dependent H2AZ histone chaperone activity
Source: RefSeq, a predicted model, not a curated record